CACAGCAUCACACAGCAACACCAUCUGUUACCAUUCACAUUUGGAGUCAUCUGCCCCGCUGGACUGACGGGUGCUGGGUUUCAGGGCGGGUACUGGCGGGGAAAGCUGGGAGGUGGCUCGGACACCUCCUGCAUCCCGUUGGGCUGUGUGUGGAGCUGGGGCGGAGGGGCAGCGGGUAUUUCUGAUUUACCGAACAGCAUCAGCAGCAUUCCGAUGGCUCUGUCCGCUCAGUGAGGAGAGGAGAGGAGAGGAGAGGAUGCAAAAGAGGGAGAGGCGCAGACAGACACGGUGAUGCGCUGACACAUGGCCGCCUGCACCGCCUGCACCGCCUGCACGCUCUGACUGCGGCUCCCGCUUCAUUCACCGGGAACAGGGAGGCUCCAGCUGGCAUGCUGAGAGACGCUGCUCGGAGGCUGCAAGCUGCCGCAACCACCCAUCACCAUCAAGCACUUACAAACGAGCUGUGAUCAGACCGGGAAGCUGAGCCUGCUGAUCGGAUAGCUUGAUCAUCAUACAGCCUUUCGCGAGCCUGAGGACUUUUGUUCCUGCCGAGCCGCCGUAGCGAUGGGAGACAACAUGUCCAAGCGGCUGAAGCUCAUCUCGGCUACCGAGGCGGAGAUGGAGGAGCGCUCUUUCCCAAACCCCUACCCUGACUGGGACCAAGGAGUCCUCACCUCCAACUCCGUGGAAGAUGAACACAUCAAUGAGCCGUUUGAUGCAGAAGGAAAGGUUACUGCAGCAUUCCAGAGGAAGGUCCAAAAUAAGAUCAAAGAUCUCCUCCAGCAGAUGGAGGAGGGCUUAAAGACCGCUGACCCCCAUGACUUCUCCACUUACACCGGCUGGACAGGCAUUGCCUUGCUGUACCUUCAGCUGCACAGGGCCUCCCACGACGCCUCCCACUUGCAACGGGCACUAGACUAUGUGAAGAGGGCCAUGAGGAUACUGAAUGGUCGCAAAGUGACUUUUCUGUGCGGGGAUGCAGGGCCACUGGCCGUGGGUGCUGUGGUGCACUACAAACUGAAUAACACUGCUGACAGCAAAGACUGCCUUUCCAGGCUUCUUCAACUGCAGCGGUCCGUGCUGAGUCCAGACUCUGAGAUGCCAGAUGAGCUGCUGUAUGGCCGAGCCGGCUACCUUUUCGCUCUGCUCUACAUUAACAAAGAGAUAGGAGCUGAUACUGUGGAUGAGAGCACUAUUACAAAGGUGGCGACAGCGAUUGUGGAGUCGGGCAAGAACAUGUCAGCAGAGCAGAAGAAGACCGAUCGCUGUCCUCUGCUCUAUGAAUGGCACAAGAAGCAGUACAUCGGCGCUGCCCACGGUCUGGCUGGCAUCUAUUGCAUGCUCAUGCAGCCUGCAGCAAAGGUCCAUCCAGACAUGCUUUCAGAGCUGGUUCGUCCCAGCAUCGACUAUGUCCGCCACAAGAAGUUUCGUUCGGGGAACUUUCCAUCAUCCCUGAGCAACGAGAGUGACAGGCUGGUUCACUGGUGCCAUGGAGCUCCUGGUGUCAUCCAUAUGCUUAUUAUGGCCCAUAAGGUGUUUAAAGAGGAGAAGUACUUGAAGGAGGCUGCAGAAUGUGCUGAGGUGAUCUGGCAGCGGGGCCUGCUCAGAAAAGGUUAUGGUAUCUGCCAUGGCACUGCUGGCAACGGUUACGCCUUCUUGUCCCUUUACAAGCUCACCCAAGAGAAGAAAUACCUGUACCGCGCCUGCAAGUUUGCUGAGUGGUGCUUGGACUAUGGGACCCAUGGCUGUCGUAUCCCAGACAGACCAUAUUCUCUUUUCGAAGGCAUGGCCGGGACCAUCCACUACCUGUCAGAGAUGGCAAAGCCUGAAGCCUCCUGUUUCCCUGCUUUUGAACUCUGACCUGUCAACAGAAGAUACUGAAGGUGAUGAAGGGGGAUGAAGGGGGAUGAAGGGGAAGAACAGUAUUUCCAAGUCAACUUGACUGGAACAUUGAAGAAGGAUGUACUUUGAUACAACUUUCAGCGUCGGUCAUAAGCAGUGACUGAAUAUUUGUUGGGUUAAAUACCUUGUUUGAUUUUUAAGCUUGAAAACAUUAAAAAGGGAAAGAUAAGUUUGGCCAAAACCACAGGCUGAUUUAAGGUAGUUUGAAGAGGACCGUUUGAAGAGGACCGUCUUGAUGGGUCUUUCUCAUGUUGAAGAUGAACACUUGUCCUGUGGGACCUGUCAGAUCUUCCCUCAGCUCUGAGGUGUCCUCUGGUGUGUAAAGGUGAAGACAUGGACUCCAGCCUCCCUUCUCACCCAGCUGAAUUUAUUGCCAGCUGGUGUGGACACAGAAGAACGCUCCAUAAGCCCUCAGCCUUUCAAAUUGUAGCACUUAGGCCGGCAGAGGUGUGUGUGUGUGUGUGUGUGUGUGCGUGCGUGUGUGUGUUUGACGUGAAUUAAAGCUGUUUUGGUAUUUCUAUGCCUCUGCAUGCUCACUGUUAUUGGCUCUUUGUGCCUCAUUUCGUGUCACUAUAGUGAUUCUUCUUCCUAUAUUUUGAUGUGUUGUUUAAGUUCUCUAAGUACUUGUCACAUAGUGAGAGAAAUAUCUCUAUCAUCUUUUUUUUCAUCACAGUGUUUUCCCCUAGGGUGACUGCUUUGGGGGGACGAUGAUGUGGGGGAGUACUGCAGUACUCUUUUUUCCUCCUCUGUUUACUGGUGAAGCUCCCCAUUCAAAAUCCCUUGUUUGUAUAAUUCUACAAUUUCAUUUAGUAGAUGCUUUUAUCCAAAUAUCUGUACACGGCACUGGCUCAGUAAAUAGGAAACAAAGCUGCCUGGACCGAUCCACAAACUGCAUUUUUGGGCUUGUACACAAGACGGGAAGAAAGGGAAGGAGAUGAAAGAAGGGGGGGAAAAGGAACAGUGAGAGCGAGAGGAAUUGUAAAGCUGGCGCACGUGCUCUAAAUAUGCUAAUUAGCUAAAUGUUCACUGUUGGAGGGGUCAGGCUACCAAACCAAGGCAGUACUAGAGGAAACACUGCAUUAACAAGUAUCAACUAGCAUAGUGUUAGUUUUGUUUACUGACUAACAUAUCUGCUGUAAAGUCAAACUUCAAAUUCAGUGCUCUUUAGUUGUUGUGUGAGGAAAUUCAUGCUCUAAUGAUACUGCAGUGGGAACAAGUUUCCCAUGGCAGUGGUAGAUGUACAUCUGACAAGUCUUGCUAAGAGAGUCAGCUUCCAUGCUGUGCCUCAGACCAGAGGUUGCACUGACCUUAUGUAACCCACCCUUUUCUUAUUUGUUGCAUUUCCUGUUUGUCAUCUGGUUAAUGUUAUGUUCACUUCCAGUCCAAACUCUGGGUCCUAAUCAGGUCACACAGAACCUACGUCCAUAUUCAUGAAGAGGUCUUAUGUUCUAACACCACCACGUUCACUAUACAGCUUGUUGCUCUUUCAUGGAUUCAGUUGUGGAGACUGUGUCCAGACUGUCAAAACCAAGUCUCCAAGAACGGCGCUUGGCUUUGAAUUAAUAUCGAUGUAGUGGCCAAAUUGCUUUACAAUAUUUUCAGUGUUCAUCGCAUGAUGCCCAGUGGCACUAAAAGCAAUUUCACCACAAUCUUGACCAUUACAAACCACACAUAAUGACCUUUUAUGACCAGACACUGGAGUCAGCUCUCUACCAACACAACUCUGACAAGAUCAGGGGCUAAGUUUUGGUAAUAUCUGCUGAAACCCGUUCAGGCCUGCUUGUUAGCUCGCCUCUAGCAUGUACUUGUUUCAGCUGAAGCAUAAAUGAAGUUGUACAUAUCACACAUGGAUGUGGGCAUAAUAUAUUAUGUGACACAUUAUUGUUUCAGUAAUUUAGGGGAGACCAGAACAAAACUAGGAUGAGUUUGUUGUCUGAGUACACAGCUGUUGGUUGUGGCAUUCAACCUUCCCUACCACAUGUACAUUGUUGUUUUAUUUCCCAGCUUCAGCAUGGUUCCUCCCCUCAUCUAAACCUACACCUGCUACUACUUCUUGAAAAAGGCAUAAAACAGGUCCCUUUGUAACUGACAGACUUAAGUGUGAAUUGGAAAUCUGCCUGCAUAACAAAAAUCGUAUGUAUUGCCCAAUAAACAGUGAACAAAAAUAGAAAUGCAGCAUGCGUGGGUUCUUUUCUAACUUAGAGAAAACGGGUCCUCACACACCCACGACGUCAGGACAUGGUGCACGCCAAGGUGUGGCGUACGGUGGGGUUGUGACACAAAAAUGAAGGUGUGGAGACAUAGCUGACUAAUUUCAAGGAUUAUAUUAAAUCACAAACUUUGUAUAACUGGUGCGUGCCAACAUAGAGUUUUUUCAAAGUUACAAUGUGCUUUAUAAGGAGGCAAAAUGACACAGACAAGUCUUAGAAAAAUACUAAAGCUCAAAUUGGUGUUUAUAAAAGAGGACAAAAUAUAGAGUGUCCCAGAAAAUUUGACAUCAUUUCAUCACCUAAUAAUAGAGCUUAUCUUAAUGAGAGUCUUUUAAAUAAGUCACUUUUACUAAUUUCAGUUAAAGAAUGUGUUAAUUACUGCUCAAGAUUAAAAUAGUUUGUAAAAGAGAUUUAUUUUUUGCUCUCUGCAAAUCAUAUUUAGUUUUUUACCGCCCACUUUGAAUGGAUAUACACAUUGAGUAUUACCAUGACAAAACCACUAUUCAUAAUGCAGGGUAGGAUGUCGUCCUGCUAGGCAUGGAGUCAGUUUCGUGAAAUAUUUUGUUUAGCGAUGUAUGAACCACUAUUCAUUCACUCUGUAUGUUACACAGCUACCAUCUGCAAAACUCGGUAAUAUUUUUUUCAGAUUAUACAUUUACGCAAUUGGCAACAUUGCUACACAACUGAAUAGCCUGCUAGCCACUUAGUUUUUCCAACUUCUUGGCAAUUCAAAAUUAAAAUUUUUAAGAAUCUACACUAAAACAUUUUCAUAAAAACUGUACAGUUUCCCAGCAAAAAUGAGAAUAAAAAUAUUGAAUAUAUUGAAAAAAUAUAAAUAAGAGCAUGGCUCAUUGUUGAAGUAAAAAUUGAGAUUAAACACGUUGGAGAUCAUGGCAGUUCCCUACAGUAAUGAGUGGACAUUCAGCUGACUAGUGAAUGUACACAGAGUUAUGUAGAGACUAGAUGUAUCAUCGGGCUGAGAGCCUAAAAUCUCUGGUUUGGUAUAGCUUGUCCCAUAAUACGCCACACAGUGAAUUGUGUAUUCUUUAUGCAACUGUAUGUACCUAAGUGUAAUGUCUGUACCAUGUUUCAGAACAUAUACCAUUACACUCCCAGUUUCACUUUUUAGUUCUCAAUAAAAAUCUUGUCUUUUAAGUGAUUAAUUGAGCAUCAUGGUCCCAGCAUUUUUCAAAAUCCGACUCCUCACAGUUGAUGGGUUUAGGUCACGGCCUGUGUGGUGCAGACAUGGACUUCUAAUGAUACCUGUACAGUUCUAUCCCGACAGCACAUGAAUGCACAUGUAAUGCCUAAUUCCUUAGCAGAGCUCUCAUAAUGAAUGUCAUUGCAUGAGGAUAAUGUCACAUGUAAAAAUGUCUGUGUUUGUCUGUCCACGUGUUUCCAGAUUCAGUGGUCCCAAUUUGUUUGAUGGUGAUUUGUAUCCUGAGGACUCUGGGUGUUAGAGAAGACGUGUUUAAUGUUUGACAUUUGUUCCUGUGUAUACAUUUGGUUUGCCCUCAAACUUACUGGUAUUGAAAAAGUAGUGUGUGUUUCUUUUUCGUCAUUAAACUUGUGGGCUUCAUUGAUGGAGCAGUGACAUGUAAGGUGUCUUAUGUGUGAUUAACCUGCUGUAAGUGGUUUCAAAAUGGUAAAAUUCAUGCAAGUUUUGGUAUUCCUCAAAUAAAAAUGAUAAUUGAGCUCCUAUAA
This is a messenger RNA of Amphiprion ocellaris (clown anemonefish), 5816 nucleotides long. RefSeq names its product LanC lantibiotic synthetase component C-like 2 (bacterial) (gene lancl2). The record is from RefSeq and is a predicted model, not a curated record. Gene Ontology annotation, cellular component: plasma membrane. The transcript has 10 exons. Gene Ontology annotation, biological process: peptide modification; carbohydrate metabolic process. The coding region runs from base 565 to 1860 and encodes 431 amino acids. NCBI's taxonomy places the organism in Eukaryota, Metazoa, Chordata, Actinopteri, Pomacentridae.